AUGGCCUCUGCCGUGCUCACGGGCGUCGUCCUUGCCACAGAAUCCGCCACAGAGCCUGCUUCGGCCUCGCCGCCCGCCCCGCGCCCCGUCCCGUUCUCGGUCGAGAUCGCCGUCGAGCCAGCCGCCCUCGCCGCCCUCGCCGCCGCCGCCGCCGCGCCCUCGCCGCCGCCCGCUGCCUGCGCUCCGCCGCCCGUUGAUUGCACUCUGCCACGCUCGGCGCCUGUGCCUUCUCCGCAGCUCUCGCCCGCCCGCCCGCAAUUGGCUCUCUCGCCGGGCAUCACCGCCCGGACCAUGUCGGCGCUCUUCCCCACCCGGGCUCGCCGUGCGGCGGCGGCAGCAGCGGCGGCAGCGGCGGCAUCAGCCUCGUCGGGCAGCGACAUCCCGCUGGUAGAAACAGCGCCCCCCUCGCCGGUGCCGUCAGCUCCACCGGGCCGGGCCCGGUCGCUCUUCCCUGGGCCCGGCGACGGUCCCGACUCUGGCGAUGGGCCCAUGAUCCGCAUCACCGCCGCCGAGCACCUGCCGUCGAACCCGCUCGCCGAUGCUGCCCAUCUCUACUGCGUUGUCGCGCUUCCGACCGGCGCCCUGCGGACCGGCCUCGCACCCAUUGUGGGGACGCGGGUGGCAUGGGACGAGCUGCUGGUGUUUGACGAGCUCGAGUCGGGCGCCCACGCCGCCCACGGCUACAUCUGGAUCCAUGUAUGGCAGCACAACCCGCUCGACGCCGACGUGUGUCUCGGCUCAACCUUUGUCCCGCUCGCGCAAGUCGGCGUCUCCGCAUCUGCCAUGGUCCUCGACCUGCACGCGCCGGUCGAGACCUCGGGCUACGCUGCCCAUGCGCCGGCAAACCACGCCGAGCGCGCGGCGGCAAGCCGUGGCGUCGCAGCCCUCCAUGAGCGGUAUACUCUCAUCCCGGCCGCGCUCCAGCCGCGGCUCACUGUCGAAAUGAGCAUCCCGGGCCUGCAGGCCGCCGAACGCGAUGCCGCGCUCGCCACCGCCGCGUCAACGCUCGCCGCCCGCGCCCCGUGUUGGGCCUACCCGCAUCUCGAGAGCCCCGAGCAGAUCGAGCUGGUCUUUGAAACAGGCGUCGUGGCGUCAGUCGGUGGAGAGGUUCUCGACGGCGUCGUCAUCCUCACCAACAUGCGGCUCUGCUUCUUUGAGGCCGAGGCGGGACGAGACUGCAGCUCGCGUGACACCCUGCUCAGCUGCGCGCUUCCGCUCGGCCUCAUUGCCUGUGUCGACCGCACCUCGCAGCUCAUGCUCCACAACGGGUUGACCUCGGUCGCCGGCCUCACACUCACCUCGCGCCGGACAGACGUCCUCCAUCUCUUCUUCACCCUCGCCAUGUCCGGCUCGGUCCUCGACGGCCUCGAGGCCCGACUUGCGUGGUACGCCGAGACCCAGGCCAUCACGCCGCUCACCUGCGAGCUCGCCGCCGCAAUUGGCGCACGCCCGCGCACCCUGCCCGAGUUUGACUUUGAUGCUGAGUUUGAGCGCCAGGGUGUACCGCAGAGCGUGUGGCGGCAGACAGCCGUCAACCAAGACUACCGCCUUACGCCCACCUACCCGCGAACACUCUAUGUUCCAGCCGCGGUCGACGACGACGUGGUCCGCGGCUCGGCCGCCUUUCGGUCGCGGGCCCGCCUCCCAGUCCUGGCUUGGUACUGCGCCCGCAACGGAGCCGUCAUCUGCCGGUCGGCGCAGCCACUGACCGGCCUCAAGUCGUCGACGUCGGCUGACGAUGUCGCGCUUGUUGCCGCCAUCCGCGACUCGGUCCACGAUCCCCAGCGCGCGGUCAUCAUCGACUGCCGCUCCUCGCUCGCUGCCACCGGCAACCGCAUCAUCGGCAAGGGCACAGAGAACAUGGCCGCCUACCCCGGGUGCGACCUCCGCUUCAUGGGCAUCGACAACAUCCACGAGAUGCGCCGCUCUUUUGCCGCGCUCCAAACCCUCUGCACCUCGUCGUCCGCCGCCGCAGAGUCCGACUGGCUCGCCGCCCUGCAGACCACCCGCUGGAUGGAGCACACCCGUGACAUCCUCGUCGCCGCCCUUCGCGUCGUUCUCAUCGUCUCGACCGGCGGCCAGGCCGUUACUGUCCACUGCUCCGACUCGUGGGACCGGACGCCACAGAUCGUCUCGCUCGCGCAGCUCCUGCUCGAUCCGUACUUUCGCACAACGGCCGGCUUUGAGGCCCUGGUCGCCAAGGAGUGGAUGGCCUUUGGCCACAAGUUUGCCACACGCCUAGGCCUGGUCCACGGCCUCGGCCGCGCCGCUCGCGCCGCCGCGCCCAACGCCGCCUCGCCCAACGCCGAGUCCGAGUCCGACCCGCUGUCAGGCACCAGCGGAGCGCAGGCUGCGCCGGCCUCGCGCACCUCGCCGGUCUUUGUCCAGUUCCUGGACUGCGUGGAGCAGGUCCGGGCCCAGUUCCCGGCAGCCUUUGAGUUUACCUCGGAGUAUCUGGCGGCGUGGGCCGACGCCGCGUCGUCGACCUGGUUCGGCGACUUUGCGUUUGACAAUUCUGCUGCGCGGACCGCCGUCUCGGCGGCGCAGCUCUCGGUCUUUGACUACUUUGCGGCGGCAGCGGCGUCGCCCGCUGGGCGUCCGCACCGCAAUCGCGGAUACGCACCCGACGUCGCGCCCGACGUCCUCCUUCCAGUCACCUCGAUCAAGGUUCUCAAGCUCUGGUCCGCCUACUACCUCCGCUACGACGCGGUCUUCUUCCGCCGCUUUGGCCGCGAGGCCGAGUUUCCACCGCCGGCCGCUGUCCGCGCCGGGCCCAUCCUCUGGGUCCCGGACGACUUUCAGCUCGAGUGCUACGCGUGCCUCGCUGCGUUCAAGAGUCUCGCUCCCAUCGUUCUCCUCGAAGCAGCGGGUGUGUAUUAA
Messenger RNA from Thecamonas trahens ATCC 50062, 2880 nucleotides. Its product is annotated as myotubularin. The record is from RefSeq and is a predicted model, not a curated record. The transcript has 3 exons. Lineage: Eukaryota; Apusomonadida; Apusomonadidae. Bases 1 to 2880 code for a protein of 959 amino acids.